CGAAAGGGAGGAUGGGAAAUGUAGUUCUAAUAAGUCAUUACCCAAAAUGCAAUAGCGUUCGGGAAAUACCAGGCGGGGAAUAGGAAAAGUAAAACCAUGCGAGAACUCAACCUGCGACAUUUGACAGCUUUAAAAUACUAAAAAACAACCUAGAGGGACGCGAAACACACAACACUACAGCUGAACGUUUGAUAGCAUUAUUUAGGAAAGCCGACAUUUUGUUUUGGUGUUUCACUACAGACACCAACGCGGGCUCGGCCCUCACGCCUCAAAGCUAGCUAGCGUGCUAGCUGGGAUGCUGGGUGGCUCUCUGAGUGUCUGAAGACCCGCAUGGACAGUUCGUGUUGAGUGUUUGCUUCAUAACACAACAAUGUCUGGCUUUAACUUUGGAUCGGGGGCCCUUGGGUCCGCCAACGCCGGUGGAGGAUUUGCAUUUGGAGCCGCAGCCGGUGCACCUGCGGCCAAUGCUGGGGGCUUCUCCAUGGGAUCUGCUCUGGGCACAGCAGCCACGGCCCUCGCUGCCCCCACCAACACCACCCCAUCUCUCGGUCUUGGAGGCAGUCUCUUUGGUCAGAAACCUGGUGGAUUCUCUUUCAACACCCCUGCCUCAAGCGCCGCUGCACCCACUGCAGGCCUAACAUUAGGUGCCCCAGCUGCUACCGCUGCUGCCACUGGCUUUAGCAUGGCCUUCAACAAGCCCACAGCCUCGGCAACACCUUUCUCCCUCACCACCACGUCCACCACCUCGGCAGCCCCUUUAGGGGCAGGUUUAUCAUUUGGCUCUGUCCUGACCUCCACAGCUCCACAGCAGCCUGCAGCAGGCUUCACCCUUGGUCUUGGUGGCGCAACAAUGACCACAGCAGCAGCUUCAGCAGGCCCAACGCUGGGUGGGAGUCUCUUCUCCAACACUUUGUCUUCAGGUUUGGGUCAGACCACUCUUGGAGGAGGAGGCGGGUUAACGCUGGGUUCUCUGUUAGCGGCAUCCACGGCAGUGUCGGCAGCUCCUGCCCCAAGUAUUGGCCUGGGUGGAGUCGACUUCAGCACUUCUUCUGAGAGUAAGAGCGACACGUCAUCUGGAGCCAAUGCAAAGGACAGUAAAGCUUUGAAAGAUGAGAACCUGCCUCCUGUUAUUUGUCAGGACGUCGAGAAUUUCCAAAAAUUUGUGAAAGACCAGAAACAAGUUCAGGAAGACAUCAGCAGGAUGUCAUCGAAGGCCAUUUCUAAAGUCCAAGAUGACAUCAAGAGCCUCAAACAGCUUCUCUCUGUCAGUGCCAGCGGUCUGCAGCGCCAAGCUCUUGCCAUCGACAAGCUAAAGCUGGAGACAGCUCAGGAGCUGAAAAAUGCUGACAUAGCACUACGUACACAAAAGACUCCCCCUGGACUUCAGCAUGAAAACACUGCUCCAUCAGAUUAUUUCCGCAGCCUGGUAGAGCAGUUUGAGGUGCAGUUGCAGCAGUACCGGCAGCAGAUAGAAGAACUCGAGAACCACCUGACAACGCAGAGCAGUGGCUCCCACAUCACUCCUCAGGACCUGACCUUGGCCAUGCAGAAGUUGUACCAGACAUUUGUUGCACAGGCUGCCCAGCUCCAGUCUGUUAAUGAGAAUGUCAAGAUCUUGAAGCACCAGUACCUUUCCUACCGUCGGGCCUUCCUGGAAGACUCGACGGACGUCUUUGAAUCCAAACGGGCAUCAAACAGGAAGUGGCAGAGUACUCCACGAGUCACUACUGGGCCCGCCCCAUUCUCCAGUGUGCCCAACGCUGCAGCGGUUGCCAUGGCAGCCACGUUGACCCAGCAACAGCAGCCAACUCCAGGGACCCAGGCACCCUUGGGGGCAGGGUUUGGAAACCCCUUUGCCUCGGCAGUGGGCACUAGCUUGGGCUCUUCUACCCUUGGAGGAUUUGGUGGUGGGCCAGGAUUUGGUGGGGUGGGGACUGGGGGGUCUUCUUUUGCCUUCUCCACCAGUAAGCCCACAGGAGGCAGUCUGAGUGCAGGUUUUGGUAGCAGCAGCAGCUCAGGCUUUAACUUCAGCAACCCUGGCCUCAACCCCUCGGCUGGCCUGACCUUUGGCGUUUCUAACCCAGCUGCGACAGGCUUUGGUGCAGCACCCCUUCUCCAGCUCAAGAAACCCCCUGCUGGUAAUAAGAGGGGCAAGAGAUAGAACCAAAAACAAAACCCUGUGACUGACCAGCUGACUAACGGGGUUUGUAGCGGGUAAGGCCUGGUCUCCCAAAAGCAUACACGUGCUAUAACAAUCACUAUCCAAAUACAAAAACAUUUAAAUCUGAGGAAAUCAUCAGGGAUGGGAAUGAAACCACCAUAAAAAAAAAAACAAUCGAGGAUCAGACAUUUCAAAUCACAUGGAGGUAUAUACUCAACAGACCCUGAGAUAAGGAAAAGCCCAUUGACCAACAAACAGUAUCUUUCUAUCAUACAUUUGACUGUAUUGUCCACUGAUUUGCUUCCAUUUAAUUGUAUCUCAAAGUCCUGAGCAAAAUUUCACCUCAUUGUUGAUGCAAAAAGUUGUCCAUGAUCACAUGUUCCUGUUAGAUUAAACAAUUCAAUUGUAUUACUUUACUAUUAUCAAUACUCAGCGCCUCUGAAUAUAUGUAGUAGAUAGUAGAGUGUAUGGAAGGAUAAAAAAUGGUGUUUGCAUAACUUUAAACAUGAUUUUGCCCAUUUGUGUUGACUCAAAAUACCGUCUGCACUCUAGAAUCUGUAGCGCUGCGAUGCUUUUGGGAAUGCCAGCCAUGGACAGAGCUGGAUCGAUUAAAAAUAGUUCGGUUAUCUGUGAGGAUUUGCCCUUGUCUGAAUAUUGUACAAGACUGAUGUGUUUUUGUGCUUUGAGGUGGACAGUGCAGUUGUUUUUUUAAUUGAGUUACACCAACUCUGUCAAUUGCAUAACGGCACUUGAACGCCUCUCAAAUGAUGACUUUGCCCAAGCCUCGUCCAGGGAAGGGUAAGAUAACGUAAAGGGAAAGAUGUUUAUUCGGUUUGGAACAGUGUAGUUGCUGCCGAAGGUGUCAAUCGGGAGUACUAUCUGAUCCCAGAUAGUUUUUUAAGGCACAGGGGAUUGUCCAGGGUGGGUUUUUUGGGGAAGCACAGUUUUAUUUUUGUAUCAAGCGGAGAAAGAGAUGACAUAUGGGAGGGGUAUAAGGGGACUAGCACCUUGGGAUAGUCCAUUAUCUAGUCCACAUAACCUGUGUUGUUUUGCUAAAGUCCAUCCUUAUCGUUGUUUAUUAGUUACUUUUUAAACACAUUUAGUUUGCCACAAUGUAAGAACUUGGGAGAGGAAACGCCGUGCUGUUCGUAUUACAUGGCUCCCAUUAAAUGUUAAGUUAGUUGAACCUGAAAGGGAUGUGACAAGAAGAUUCCAGCUGUCCAUGCUUAUACAUGUGCGAGAAUAAAUUUGCACUUGUCAGUGUAUAUGACCUGGCAGUGAUCGUGUGAAUGUGCAUGUGUGCCUAUUGCACAAGUAUGAAUUUGUCUUUCUGGUUCUAUCAUAAUUGCUGUCUUCUUUUGAGUGUCUGGGAUGGUUGGGAUAUUCUGCUUUUUUUUUUUUUUUUUUUUUUUUUUUUUUUUUUUUUUUUAAAUUGUCCAUUUCUGUUCGGUUACCAAAUACUGGUAGUUGUACUAUUAUUUUCUAAUCACAGUCUAUGUAAACUUGUAUUUUCAAGACUCUGUUUAAUAAUAAAAAUCUUCAAUAGGAUGUUUUGCCUGUUUAUGGCAACACUUCAAUAAAUGUACGU
Anoplopoma fimbria (sablefish) is the source of this 3749-nucleotide messenger RNA. It is a transcript of the gene nup58, whose product is annotated as nucleoporin 58. The coding region runs from base 371 to 2161 and encodes 596 amino acids. Gene Ontology annotation, molecular function: structural constituent of nuclear pore. Gene Ontology annotation, biological process: nucleocytoplasmic transport. Gene Ontology annotation, cellular component: nuclear pore. The record is from RefSeq and is a predicted model, not a curated record. Lineage: Eukaryota; Metazoa; Chordata; Actinopteri; Perciformes; Anoplopomatidae. The transcript has 14 exons.